UGAGAUUAGUUUUGAAUUAAAUUUCAAACUUCGAGAUUUUCUAAUGUUAAGUUUAGUUUUUAGAAAAACAAAAUAAUGAAAUUCUAUUGUGAUUUUUCAAAAAUGGCUUCAAUGGAAAUUGUUAUUCCACCUGACAGCCUUAAGCCUUGCGAGAUUCUUAAAGGAAAAUCUAGAGAGAUCAAAUGUGAUUAAAGAUUGUAUAAUAAUAUCUCUGAAUUAAUUAGAGGCAAUUAGUAUGUUAUCCUUAGGUUAACAUGUAUGAUUGCUAUGUGAUUUUGCUUAAGAUUGAAAAUGAGACAAUCCAUUAAGGUGGGUGAAUGUUUUUUUUGAAUUUUUAUAAUUCUGAAUAUAUUCUUGAAUUCGUGGCUUGUAGUGUGUGCAAGAUUACUGAUCACAGAGAUAGAAAACUAAUGGUUCCUAGGGGGUGCUAGACCACUGGUUACACAGUUAUGAAAUUGUGAUUCCUAGCAGUGAACAAAUUACUAAUUACAUGUUAAGACAUUAUGGUUCCUAGUAGUGGAGUGACUACUAAUCAUAUGUCAAGACAUGAUGAUUCUUAGUAAUGAAAGAGUCUACUGAUCCUAUGUCAAGACAUUGUGAUUCCUAGUAGUGGAGUGAGUGACAGUGUCUUGAUAUAGGAUCAGUAGACUCUUUCAUUACUAAGAAUCAUUAUGUCUUUACUAAUCACAUGUCAAGAUAUUGUGAUUCCUAGUAGUGAAAAGUCUACUGACCACAUGUUGAGAAAUUAAUGAUUCAUAGUGAUAAGAUUAUUGGCCAUGUUAUGAAGUUUCGAAUAGUAGACUAUUGAACACUGGAUUUGUAUUUCUUGAUAGUAAGACUAUUGACUUCAAAGUGACUUCUUUGGACCAAACAUGUUUUGGUGCCUUGACUUUAGGAAAAGAACAUACUCUGAAUGAUGUCUUGUUUGUGCCGGACAUUCGUAAGAACCUUGUCUUGGGGUCUCUCUUAAGCAAGCAUAGCUUCCGCAUGGUGUUUGAGUCUGAUAAGGUCGUCUUGACCAAGAGCGGAGUUUAUGUGGGUAAGAGGUAUAUAUCGGGCGGUAUGUUUAAGUUCAAUAUAAUGACUAUUAUCUUAAAAAUGAAUGAGAACUCUUCUUCUUCUGCUUAUAUGUUUGAGUCCCCUGAAUUGUGGCAUGGUAGACUGGGCAUGUGAAUUUUGACUCUUUGCAUAGAUUAAUCAAGUUAGAUCACAUAUCAUCUUUCAAUAUUAAUCUAAAUCACAAGUGUGAAACUUGUGUAGAAGCAAAAUUGACUAGGAUUUCAUUUCAUUUUAUUGAAAGAAAUACCGAACCUUUAGAUUUAGUACACAGUGAUGUGUGGCUUGAAAGUCGUAUAAUCACGUGGUGACAACAAGUACUUCAUCACUUUUGUUAAUGAUUGCACUAAAUUCUGUUAUGUGUACUUGCUAAAAAGCAAAGAUGAGGCGAUUGAUAAAUUUAUUCUUUUUAAGAAUGAAGUUGAGAAUCAACUAAGUUGAAAGAUCAAGGUUUUGAAAAGUGAUCGUGGCAGAGAAUAUGAAUUGCCGUUUAUUGAGAUUUGUGCUCAAUCCGGAAUUUUCUAGUCAAAUGGUGUUAUUGAGCGGAAAAAUAGGACGUUGAAAGAAAUGAUGAAUGCAAUGUUAAUAAGUUCUAGGUGCCAUAAAACUUGUGGAGGGAAGCAAUUCUCUCUACGAAUUAUAUUCUAAAUAGAAUACCUCGGAAGAAAAUGGACAAGAUUCCAUAUGAAUUAUAGAAAGGUCGCAAACCUUCUUAGAAUAUCCUACAAUUGUGGGAUUGUCUUGCAAAAGUAGUGGUACCUAUACCCAAGUGGGUUAGGAUAGGUCUGAAAAUCAUGGAUUGUAUAUUCAUUGGUUAUGCACAGAAUAGCAGUGUAUAUAAGUUUCUUGUGCACAAGACUGAUAUUUCAGAUAUACACGAGAAUACUAUAAUGGAGUCAAUGAAUGCGUCUUUCUUUGAGGACGUGUUUCCUUGCCAAAUUUAAGGAGAGGUUCGAGGUUUUGAGAAAGAACUUGAGGAUGAUCCUAGUGAUAGUGAUCAAGAUGAAGAAGUAGAUGAGCCAAGAACGAGUAAAAGGGCUAAGACUUCCAAGUCCUUUGGCCUGGACUUUUUGACUGAUAUGUUAGAGGGAGAAUCUCAAACUUUCUAUGAAGCUGUGACUUCACCAGAAAGUCCUUUGUGGAAAGAAGCAAUUAAAAGUGAGAUUGACUCCAUCUUACAGAACCAUACCUGGGAGUUGGUUGAUCUACCCUCAGACAGUAAGGCCUUGGGGAGUAAGUGGAUCUUUAGAAGAAAUAUGAAGGUUGAUGGGUCAUUUGAAAAGUACAAAGUGUUAGUAUAGUAUAUUAUUAUCUGAGCUUUUUUUGGUUUGUAAUUAUUCUAUUCCCUCAGGGCUCGACUUGUAAUUGUCUCAUCUCGUAAACCCUAAUCUUCAGUUAUAAAUAGGGGAUGAUAUUCUAUCAAACCCUAAGCUGGUUACUCAAGCUUCAUGGUAUCAGAGCAGAACCUCUAGGGUUUCGGCUUACCCUCGUUGGUAGACCUCUACACCAACGACACUCUAGGGUUCGAAGCUUACCUGGGUGGAUUAUCUGCCGCGUCGAUCUUCAGCUCGUCGAUCUUUGCUUCGUCUUCAUCACUCAGUCGCCAUCGUCACUCAGUCGCCUUCCUCUGUCGAUCGUCACUCAGCCGUCUCUCAGUCGAUCAUCACUCAACCGCCUUCCUCAGUUGAUCUCCUUCAUCUUCGUUCGUCAGCUGCCUUCCUCAGUCGAUCUCGUCAACCACCUUCCUCAGUCGAUCUCCUCAGCUCGUCUUCCUCACAUCAUCGAUCUCCUUUAUCUUCGUUCGUCUGGUAUACUCUCAUCUCUGGUAUACAAAAUACCUCAUCUCUGUAUGGUAUAUAUGUCGUGUAUACACAUGUAUAAAUAAAUAAUCUAUAUGCCUAUAUGCCUGUAUCCGUACCAAUACAUAUAUAAAUAAAUAAAUAAAUAAUUACUCAAAUAAAAAAAAACACACAAAAAAAAAUAAAAAUUUAUGGUUUCUUAAUUUUGUUUUGCCUUUAUAGUGGUCAUUGUGCCUAUUCUUUUACCACCACCUUCUGGGUUUGUGAUUACCUCUAGUUUUGUUGCGGGUUCGGUAGUAUCGCAUCCAUGGCAGAUUUUACCAGUGUGUCCCCUACUUCUCAAACACCGAGGAGUGAGAGUCUCAUAAUACCUACUACCAUGACUAAGAACUCCAACCCUAGUUUGAAAAUCACCGCCUCUCUAUUUAAUGGUCAGAACUACCUAGCAUGGUCUCAAAGUUUGACUAUAUUUUUGAAGAGCCGAGGGAAGAUGGGGUAUGUUGAUGGUAGGAUACAAGCACCUAGUACCACUGACUCGGGUUAUAACUAAUGGGAGAUUACCAACUCUUUGAUUAUGGGUUGGCUUAUUCAUUCGAUGGUUCCUGAAAUUGGUGAGGGCUACUUGUCUAUGGAGACUGCCCAGGAUGUUUGGGAUGUUGUGGCUGCCACCUAUUCUCGCAAAGGGAAUUUCUCACAAGCAUUUGAGUUGCGCCGCUCUAUUGAGAGCUCACUUCAGGGGGAGCAGACUAUUCUUCAGUAUUUCACUUUCCUCACCAACGGCUGGAAACGCCUUGACCACCUGGAAGACUAUAAACCCGUUUGCCUUGCUUAUUCUGUCAUGUACAAGAAGUUCAUCGCACGGGAACGGGUCUUUAAAUUUCUAGCAGGCCUAAAUGUGGAGUAUGAUCCAGUUAGGGGUCGAGUUCUGGGUAUGGACACUCUUCCUUCACUUCAGGAGGCAUUUGCUUAUGUACAGAAUGAGGAGAGUCGCCGGUCUGCUAUGAUGUCCUUUGUCUCUACUGACUGCUCAGCAUUACUGUCUACUGCUCGAGAUGGCCUCAGCCUGACUCCCAUCCUUCCGUCUGCUGCUAAGGAGUCUGUAUUCUAUGAUUAUUGCAAGAAGCCACGGCAUACUCGUGAGACGUGUUGGAAGCUUCAUGGGACUCCAUCCGGGGGUCGAGGUGAUCGGUCUGGUUCUCGAGGAGGUCGGUCAGGCCAGUCUAGAGGACGUAGUUCCUAUUUUCGGGCUCAUCAAUCUAGUGCCGUUGAUACACUUGAUUCUAAUUUUGCUUCUGUUGGCCAAGCUUCUGAUACUGAGCUGGAGGAUACUUUGCGCCAAUUGUUGGACCGUCGGUCUUCUACUGCUCUCAGUACAGCUUCCUCGUCUUUUGCCCGCUCAGGACCUUGUCACGAGGAGGACGGUCGGCAGUGGUAGUGCAGAAAAUGGUCUCUACUUCCUGGAUCAACCGGACAAACUUGCUUAUUCUUCCACCACGUCUUCUACUACCCCCGCUGAUUAAUGGCUGUGGCAUCGGCGUCUUGGGCAUCAUUCCUUUUAUUUACUUAAGCAUUUAUUUCCAUCUGGUUUCGCAAAUCAUCAUGUGUCUGACUUUCUUUGUGAGUCUUGUCAACUUGGAAAACAACACAGAAUUUCUUUUGCUCCCAGUUUGAAUAAAAGUUUAGUUCAUUUUUGAUUAAUACAUUCUGAUGUUUGGGGUCCCUCUCGUGUUAUGUCUGUGAAAGGUCAUCGAUGGUUUGUUACAUGUAUUGAUGAUUUUUCUCGUGCUACUUGGGUGUAUCUCUUGAAAGGUAAGAGUGAGGUUUUCUCUGUGUUUCGCAAUUUUCAUAAGAUGAUUUGUACUCAGUUUGGGGCCACUAUCAAACUAUUUCGUUCUGAUAAUGGCGGGGAAUACAUAA
Camellia sinensis is the source of this 4772-nucleotide messenger RNA. The record is from RefSeq and is a predicted model, not a curated record. NCBI's taxonomy places the organism in Eukaryota, Viridiplantae, Streptophyta, Magnoliopsida, Ericales, Theaceae.